This is a messenger RNA of Spodoptera littoralis (African cotton leafworm), 4247 nucleotides long. NCBI's taxonomy places the organism in Eukaryota, Metazoa, Arthropoda, Insecta, Lepidoptera, Noctuidae. The record is from the annotation of a GenBank genome assembly.
CGGACGUCAGUGUCAGUUGUCAGUCGCGGACGACGGGCGCGUGUUGUGUACGUGUUGUAUUUCGCAGAGUUCGGAACAUGGCUCUGCUCAGACGGCUUGCGGUGAACGCGCCCCGGAAUGUACGUGUGCUGUCCUCCUCGCCUCCGUCGCGGGACGACCUCGACCUUAACUUCAACAGCCCCAAAGAUGCGUUCAAAAGUAAGAAGACGAGCGAACUCGUGCGGGCGUAUUUCGUGUACCAAAUAUGUUCGGUGAACUGGCUGGUGGAGAACAAUGAUAUGUUGAUGAAGAGGCUGCGUCAGGUGGUUGGCCAGCGAAUGUUCGAGUUGAUCAUGAAAGCUACCUUCUACGGCCAGUUCGUCGCUGGCGAGGACCAAAACACCAUCAAACCAACCAUUGAGAGAUUGCGUUCUUUUGGAGUGAAGUCCAUCUUGGAUUACUCCGUGGAAGAGGACUUGUCACAGGAGGAGGCGGAGAAGCGAGAAGUGAGUGGUAGGCUCGAUGAGUUCGACACUCGACUUUUCAAUCUAGAAUCGAAGGUGUCAGAGUUUGAUAAGCUCCAGGACACAGUCCUCUCACUGCAAUCUGAGUUAGCCUCAGCAAAGCACGAGUUUACGUCUCAAGAUCAGCGGUCCCGGUUAAAUAACGUGGAGAUCAAAGGAGUGCCCCUCAAGAAGGAUGAGAAUUUAUUCUCAAUCGUCGAAGCCAUCGGCCGGAAAAUCAAGCAUAAUUGUCCUAAGGCCCAGAUUAAUUACAUCUCUAGGGUGCCUAUACAAAACUCUAAGGAGAAAUUAGUAAUAGUGAGCUUUCUGAAUAGUGCUUCCAUAUCAGCAUGCGGAGACAAGGAGGAGGAGGGCCAGCUUAAGCAGUACCACGUGGAGCAGAGGUUCGCUGACCGUCGGUACAAGGUCACCAGCGCCAGGACCUACUUCUACCUCAACGAGGCCUCUUGCAUCACCAAAAGCACAGGUCUGAUGGCCGUCAAGCUGACAGCUCUCGGCAGGCCGCAGUUACUUCUACAAUUGUCAGAAGUGAUCAUGCGCGCGCGUAACUACAUGCAGCAGAUCGGUGGAGGUACUGGCAAUGUCCUGACCCACCAUAAGACCAUUGAGGACUUCCAGCGGUACUUCGGAGACCACAGCUCCAAGCCGGAGGUUCAGGAGUUCAUGAAGAAGAUCACCUCGGAUAAGGAGGGAAUCGUCCAUUUGUUCCCCUGGUCGAACAUUUUGGACGAGGACAUGAACUUGUCCGAUUCGUUCCGAGUUCCCGACCCUAAGACCGGUCAGAUGCGUCGUCUGAUCUCCCAGAUCUCGCCCAAGGAGGAGGAGAUGUUCCGAAACAUGCUCCGAAGGCUGAACCACAUCAUCAAGAUCGCCAACGACGCUGACGUCAGGAUCAUGAUUGAUGCGGAGCAGACGUACUUCCAGCCAGCGAUAUCUAGGAUCUGCUUGGAGAUGAUGAGGAGAUACAAUAAAGAUAAGUUCCUAGUGUUCAACACGUACCAGACGUACCUGAAGAACACAUACCAGGAGAUCCUGACUGACCUGGAGCAGGCGCAGCGACAGAACUUCUACUGGGGAGCCAAGCUCGUGCGCGGCGCGUAUAUUGAACAGGAGCGCGCCCGUGCCGCUGCGAUGGGCUACGACGACCCAACCUGCGAGAAUGUGGAGGCCACCACCGUGUCCUUCCACAAGUGCCUCAAGGAGAUCCUCAGCAGGGUCAAGGGACCCAACAAGGAGCGCCUGGGUAUAAUGGUGGCGUCCCACAACGAGGAUACAGUGCGGUACGCCAUCCAACUCAUGAAGGAGCACGACAUCAAGCCGGAGGACAAGGUCGUCUGCUUCGGACAACUGCUCGGCAUGUGCGACCAUAUCACCUUCCCGCUAGGUCAAGCCGGUUACUCCGCUUACAAAUACGUACCAUACGGCCCGGUCGUCGAGGUCCUGCCCUACCUCUCCCGGCGGGCGAACGAGAACCGAGGCUUCCUCAAGAAGAUCAAGAAGGAGAAGAAACUCAUUCUCAAAGAAAUCGUCCGCCGAGUGGCUACCGGCCAAAUGUUCUACAAACCUGUCGGGCACUAUACGCCCGUGUAAAUAUACAACUUAAGUCCACGUGUUAUAGUCUAAUUUACUUUGCGGGAUGUUGAGAUGCCAAUGUGACGCGGCGUGACUUGUGAGUAGAUCUAGUCGCAAUACAUUUGAUGCGUUAUCGGGGAUGUAAGAACGAAUGGAGUUACUCGGUUGCGAUUUAUCGAUAUUUUUUGGUGGACGACUACAUCACUAUGAAGGCAUGAACCGUUUUUCUUACACGUUAGGGUUAAGAAAUGUCAAUGAUUAUUUCAAAUAUCGAUAAAAUCGUAUCGAGUUCCCCUGGUAGUAGUUUGUCUGUGAUUGAUUGUUGGUAAUUCGGUUGUCUAGGAUGAAUAUCCUUAAAACCUAUUUCGAACAGAUAUUUCUAAUAAGAACACAAUGUUUGUGUAGGUAAAUAUUUAACUAAUAUAGGUAAAUUAAUCGAGUUUGAUAAAUGUAACUCAGGUAUCGUAAUCUUGUCAUUAAAGUUAAAGAAGAUGUAAUUAUUAUCAAUUAAUUAAGUUUAUUUAUCAGGCUCUUUGAAUACCAAACUGUUAAGCUUAGAAAUGAUCAUUUGAAAGAGGUUUUACUAUCGACAACAAUGGCGGUUGUCAAAUAUUGGCGGGAAAAUAGAAAUGAAUUUUAAAAUGUCAAUCAUACAAGGUUAUGAGUUAAAGAACUGUACAUAAGUCAAUAGAGCGCCCGGUGUGCUGAAUAAAAUAAAGGAUCUGAAAUUUAAACGCCAAAGUAUAUAAAACAUACUGAUUAAAGUGGAUGAGGAAUCAUUCGUGUUAUAAUUAAAACAAAUGUACUUACUCUCGUAUCUUGUAUCAAUACUUAAUGAUAAACAAACAGGAUUUGUAAAUAUUUGUCUUUAGUCAGUGUUGCCAGGAAUCUCUAUAAGGCAUAAAAACUUGGCUUAAAUCUACAAAAUUAAUUCAAUAUUACCAGUAAACAAAAUGACUGAUCUACAAUGGCAACACUGACAACCAUAUUCAUAAAAAGAACGAAGUAACAAAAUCGGAAACAGUAUUGAUUGUAUGCUUCUUACAGUAUUUUUAUUUAUUAACGUAUGUAUAUUAUUAUUUAUCGACGCUUAUAAUUAUAGUGUUAAUAUCGAACUUAGGUCGCUGUUUAUAAAUAUGUAGGAAGUUAAAAUAUUUUAAAAAUAAUAAUAAUUGAGGAAAAAAUCGUAUGCGUUGCAGACAUUUUGAAUUUGAAACGAAGUUAGUUAUGCAAUGGAAUAUUGUUUAGAAGGUUCUACAAAAUUGUUUUAUCAAUUAUUUCUGUUCAAAAUAAUUCUUUUUUUAAUAACAUGAGAUUUCGUGCGUGUCGUGUAUAGGAACAAUGCCGUAGUAAUUCAUCGUUUCGGCUCGCAUUUAUACAAUAUUUGUACUCAAAUAUUUUACAACAGAAACGUCCUUAGAAACUAGUCAUUUCUACUAGUUUAUUUAACAACUGUUUUAUUUUAUUAGGGCGAUUAAAUAAUAUGCAUUUUGAUGUUCCACGCGUACUUUUAAUAAGUUUUUAAUCAUGUAAUUUAUUGUCGAAUUAAGGUAAACCUGUUUUGUCUUGUGUGGGUUGCCGCAGUUAAAAAUAAAGACGUCUUUGUUGCAGUUUUUGACUGUGUGUAACCCGCAUUACAAAUUAUAGAUGCGGUAUGAAAAAAAUGGUUUCCGAAAUGAUUCAUUUUUGUAUUUAAUAUGAGGAAUAGUAGAAUGGACAUUGCAUUAUUCCGUCGAUUGUUUUUGAAUAGAUAUUUUGUACGUAUUUGUAUUUAACCGUAGUUGUGCUCAGUUCCUAUUUAGGUACUUAUCAAGUCUAUGUUUGUCACACACGCCGACUUUUUUUUAGGCGCACGAAGCUAGAUCUGUGUCGGUCCUAACUUUUUACAGAAAAAACAAUAUUUUGUUGAUUUAGUAUUAGUUCAAUCAACGUGCAUACAUUUUAAAAAUGUUAUGUACGUUUAUUUUAAUCCUCGAAUUGUGUUUUUUGUUUUUGUAAACGUUUAUUUUGUCCACGAUUUUUUAUUUAUUAAUUUGUGAACUGUUUAUAAUUUUUUCCUUGCGCUAAUUAAUUAUUAUUGUGAUGCUAUUUUUAGAUUAUUUUACGGAUAGACUUUUAAUAAAGACAAACUUGUUUUGAUAUUUUUCUUUUAUUUUUGGUUUCCUUUUUUCC